Messenger RNA from Brassica napus (rape), 1203 nucleotides. RefSeq lists its product as uncharacterized. The transcript has a single exon. The record is from RefSeq and is a predicted model, not a curated record. The coding region runs from base 331 to 1203 and encodes 290 amino acids. Lineage: Eukaryota; Viridiplantae; Streptophyta; Magnoliopsida; Brassicales; Brassicaceae.
GUUCCAGUCGACUGUGAGAUAACAUCGUUAGAGAAACAAAAUACAUGGCGACUUGAGCACUUGCCUCCGGGGAAGAAGGCACUAGGUUGCAAGUGAAUUUUUACAAUCAAGUACAAGUCUGAUGGAACGAUAGAACGCUACAAAGCUUGUCUAGUGGUGAUGGGAAAUCUCCAAGAAGAAGGGAUCGACUAUACGGAAACAUUUGCACCUGUGGCGCGAAUGACGACAGUUCGCCUCUUUCUCGAUAUUGCGGCAAAAGAAAAUCAGGAAGUGCAUCAAAUGAAUGUUCAUAAUGCAUUUUUGCAUGGAGAUCUAUAGGAGGAGGUGUAUAUGAAACUGCCACCAGGGUUCAGGGACAAGGGAGAAACCCGUGUGUGCCGACUCCAAAAGUCAUUAUAUGGAUUGAAACAAGCUCCGCGUUGUUGGUUUGCAAAGCUAGCUCAUUCUCUACGUGCAUAUGGUUUUACGCAGUCACGGUCUGAUCAUUCUUUCUUCGUCUACACUAAGAGAGAAGUUCGGCUGCGCAUCCUGAUUUAUAUCGAUGACUUGAUAAUUUCCGGCACGUCACAUCAAGAUAUUCAAAUAUUUAAGGAUUACUUAUCUACUUGCUUCAACAUGAAAGAUCUUGGCCCAGUGAAAUAUUUUUUGGGUUUAGAAGUCGCAAAGAGUGAGACUGGUAUUUAUCUGUGUCAACGGAAAUAUGCGUCUGAUAUAGUGGCUGAAGUGGGUCUUCUUGGAUGUCGACCAGCAGGAUCUCCAAUCGAUCAGAAUCACAUACUUGCCAAAUCAGAGAGCGCAUAUCUGGCUGAUCCGGAGACUUAUAGAAGGUUGGUUGGACGUCUUAUAUAUUUGGCAGCUACUCGACCAGAUCUUGCAUACUCUAUACAUGUUCUCUCGCAGUUUAUGAAUAAACCUCAAGUGGAACAUUGGCUGGCUGCACUCAAGGUAGUACGAUAUCUGAAGGGGACAAUCGGGCAAGGAAUAUUGCUCCGUGCUGGUACACCAAAACAUGUGACGGGAUGGUGUGAUUCGGGUUGGGGAGGGUGUCCCCUGUCCCGGCGAUCGUGUACUGGAUGGAUAGUACAGUUCGGAGACUCACCAAUCUCGUGGCGGACUCAGAAGCAAGAUACAGUUUCUCGUUCUUCCGCAGAGGCGGAAUACAGAGCAAUGGUAGAUUUGACAGCAGAACUUCGAGGAUUGUGA